AUGCCUCGAUUAGCUUAUCUAUUAAAUCGUAUUGAAUCUCGUGCAUGUCGUCUAAAUGGUAUUCAACCAUCAAGAUCCUUACCACGUAAACCAGAAUUACGACAAUCAUUUGCUGAUCAUGUUAUGUAUAGUAGUGAUCAGUUACCACCAAAAGUUGAUCUUAGAGCCAAUAUGACUUCUGUUGAAGAUCAAUCAAAAAUUGGUAGUUGUGUAGCUAAUAGUCUUGCUGGUGCUUAUGAAUAUUUAGCAAAGAAAGGUAAUGGUUAUGAUAUUGAUGUCAGUCGUCUUUUCAUCUAUUAUAAUGCUCGUGCAUCUAAAAAUCAAUCUGGUGAAUUGACAGAUUCCGGUUGUUCUAUGACAGAUGGUAUUGAAACGUUGCAAGAAUAUGGUGUUUGUCUCGAAUCAAUGUGGCCAUACAAUAUUCAAAAUGUUAAUGUAACUCCUGAUCAACAAACCUAUCAAGCAGCUGAUGAUUUUAAAAUUACCGAAGCGUUUCAAGUAGAUCUAGAUUUGAAUCAAAUGAAAUCUUGUUUAGCACAAGGUUUUCCAUUUACUUUUGGUCUAAAAUUAUUUACUUCAUUUGAUAAAGCAGCAAAAUCAGGUGUUGUACCAAUACCUGAUCCAGAUGAACAAAGUCGAGAAUCACAUGGCAGUCAUGCUCUUCUAGCUGUUGGUUAUAGUGAUCAGUCAUAUUCUUUUAUCGUCCGAAACUCUUGGGGAAAAUAUUGGGGAGAUAACGGCUAUUGUUAUAUACCUUACGAUUAUAUGACAGAUCCAAAUCUUUGUUUCGAUAUGUGGACUGUUCGUCAAUUAGCAAGUGAUGAUUUUGGUCAAGAUCAUUGGGAUAAUGAUGAUUCAGUUGAUUAUCACUAUGAAGAACAAGAUCCUGAUGGUAAUGAAGAACCUAAUCGGGGUAUCGAACAUUUUGAUAAUGAAAAUGAUGUUUUCAACGAUAUGGCAAAUUUUGCUGGGAAAGUUAUCGGAUCGUUUAUUUCACUAGCACUUUGA
Messenger RNA from Adineta steineri, 1008 nucleotides. Lineage: Eukaryota; Metazoa; Rotifera; Eurotatoria; Adinetida; Adinetidae. The record is from the annotation of a GenBank genome assembly.